CCAACCAUAACACUUGCUAGUUUCGAUCUGAACAGUGUAACUUCGUUUCUUUCAAUGGCGCAAACACAAACCCAAACCCAAACCCAGAGACCCUGUUCAAGCAUCCUCGAUUCUUUGGGGGAAGAAAUCGUGAGAAUCAUCGCACCCGUUUCAAUAUGCAUGUUCUUGGUCGUAAUCUUGGUCUCAGUUCUGAACACCAAAUCUCCGUUCGACCCGUCGAUGGCCUCGAUAGUCACCAUCGCGUACACCGAAACAACCUCCGACUCCACCUGGGACAAGUUCCUAGGAGCCCUUUUGAACUCCUUGGCCUUCGUUGUGGUCGUCACCGUCGUUACCUUCGUCUUGGUCCUCCUCUUCUACUUCCGAUGCACCAGGUUCUUGAAGCUCUACAUGGCUUUCUCCGCUUUCGUCGUGUUGGGCUUCCUUGGCGGUGAAGUCUCGCUCUUUUUGAUUCAGCAUUUCAGUACUCCCCUUGAUUGCAUUACGUUUUCCCUCGUUUUGUGUAAUUUCGCUGUUGUUGGUGUUUUGGCCGUGUUCAUGUCAAAAAUGGCGAUUUUUGUGACUCAAGGGUACUUGGUUGUUAUUGGAAUGCUGGUUGCGUAUUGGUUUACUAUGUUGCCUGAGUGGACCACUUGGGCCAUGCUUGUUGCUAUGGCGUUGUAUGACCUUGCUGCGGUUUUGCUACCAAUUGGACCGUUGAGGCUCUUGGUGGAGCUUGCAAUUUCAAGGGAUGAAGAAAUUCCUGCAUUGGUUUAUGAGGCUAGGCCAGUGAACCAUGGUAAUUUGAGUCCUAGGGAUGUUGUGCAGAGACGGUUGUGGAGAGAUAGACAAAGGAGGCAUGAGAAUUCAAUUCUCCAAACUGAUUAUUCCAACACGAAUGCCAACUCAGUGUUGGCUCAUAGCCCCAAUGCUGAAUCGCAAUCCGAUUCGGAUGCAAUCGCUGCCAAUAACCGGGAUGGCGCGAACUUGGUUAGGGAAAAUGCUUCUUCAAAUCCAAAUUUGAAUGAUAACAGUAAUACCUCUAGUGGCUCCUAUAGUUACAGAAAUUUGGUGAGUGUGGAGGAGGGACGGGCACGGGUUCAAGAGACGGAUUCGGACCUUUCUGCGCCCUUGAUUGAUCGUGGAAUGAAUGUGCAGCUUGGUAGAGUGGAAGAUGCUACUUCAAGUGAAAACUUGUUGCUAGAGGGAAUUGGAUUGGGUUCAUCUGGUGCAAUCAAGUUAGGGCUGGGAGAUUUUAUCUUCUAUAGUGUCUUGGUUGGUAGGGCGGCGAUGUAUGAUUUUAUGACGGUGUAUGCGUGUUAUCUUGCUAUCAUUGCGGGUCUUGGCAUAACUUUGAUGCUUUUGGCUUUGUAUCAGAAAGCCUUGCCUGCUCUUCCCGUGUCAAUAGCACUUGGCGUGUUGUUUUAUUUCUUGACCAGGCUCUUACUUGAAGUAUUUGUUGUACAAUGUUCCUUAAAUCUCCUGUUGUUCUGAGGUUUAGAAAUUGUAUUGUUUGGGUUUGGUACUUGUCUGCCAAACAUCAUAUGACCACUUGUGUUAUUAGUCAAAAAUCUUGGCUUAAUAAUGCCCCAUCUUUAGUUGUAAGAUUUUCAAAAACUGUAUCUUUUCUCUGUUUUAUAGUACUUCACCUUUGAUGCCUUUGUUUUUGGUUCUAUGGAGGUCCUAUUGAACCUUAUGGAGAAGGGAAAUGGAGAUGUGGGGAUGAAACCCCCACCACGUAACCAUUGUGCCAGGUAAAGGCCAGGUGAGGUACCAGCUGAGCUAUGCUCAGCGGUUGGCUUUUGAUGCCUUUUAUUAUAUUUGUUUUAACUCUUUUCUUUUA
Messenger RNA from Cajanus cajan (pigeon pea), 1822 nucleotides. It is a transcript of the gene PS2, whose product is annotated as Presenilin-2. Gene Ontology annotation, cellular component: membrane; gamma-secretase complex. Gene Ontology annotation, biological process: protein processing; membrane protein ectodomain proteolysis. Lineage: Eukaryota; Viridiplantae; Streptophyta; Magnoliopsida; Fabales; Fabaceae. Gene Ontology annotation, molecular function: aspartic endopeptidase activity, intramembrane cleaving. The record is from RefSeq and is a predicted model, not a curated record.